GGAAUAAAAUUUCAGACUCGAUCUAUACAAAGGAGGGAGGGUUUAAGAACAGUAACUAGAAAUCUAGAAAAGGCAAGUCCACUAGCACUUGGUAGAAGGACUAGUAGUAAUUAAUACAGCCGUUUGAAGAUAAUAAUGGGGGAUGAUGAUCUUAUUAACAACGAAGUUCAAGACAGGAAAGCAAGAUCCUCAACUGGUCGAGAGAGAAGGAGAAAAUGGCUCAAGAGGAGAGAGAAAUGGAUUGUCAUUGUUGGUGUUGUUCUUCACGCUAUUUACAUGCUCAGCAUUUUCGAUAUUUACUUCAAGACUCCAAUUGUUCAUGGCAUGGAUCUUGUCUACCCUUCCAUCACCCCCCCUGCUAAGCGCCUUGUUCUACUAGUUGCUGACGGGUUGCGAGCGGAUAAGUUUUAUGAGCCGGAUACUGAAGGGAAGUACAGGGCACCGUUUCUUAGGAAUGUGAUUAAGCAUCAAGGUCGGUGGGGGGUUUCUCAUGCUCGGCCUCCUACUGAAUCGAGACCUGGCCAUGUUUCUAUUAUUGCGGGGUUUUAUGAGGAUCCUAGUGCUGUUACUAAAGGAUGGAAAGCGAAUCCUGUGGAAUUUGAUUCCGUGUUUAACCGAAGCCAGCAUAUAAUUUCUUUUGGUAGCCCUGAUAUUGUUCCGAUAUUCUGUGGAGCCUUGCCACACAGUACCUGGAAUACAUAUCCCCACGAAUUUGAAGAUUUUGCAACUGAUGCAUCUUUUUUGGAUGAGUGGUCAUUUGAUCAAUUCCAGAGCCUUGUAAACAAGUCUAACGAGGACCCAAAAUUAAAGGAGCUACUUGUACAAGACAAUGUUGUGAUAUUUCUGCAUUUGCUUGGUUGUGAUUCAAAUGGUCAUGCACAUCGCCCCUUUUCACCCAUUUAUCUCAACAAUGUUAAGGUUGUUGACCAUAUUGCGGAAAGAGUUUAUAAUCUUCUUGAAGAUUAUUUCAGGGACAAUCGAACAGCUUAUAUUUUUACAGCUGAUCAUGGAAUGAGUGAUAAAGGAAGUCAUGGAGAUGGACAUCGCUCAAACACUGAUACCCCCCUCGUUGCUUGGGGAGCAGGGGUAAAACAUCCCAGGCCGACAUUUGGCGAAAAUCAUAAUGAUUAUGGUACUUUUGUUGAUGAUCAUGUGCAUGAUAUGCCAACUCCUAAAGAGUGGGGCCUAGGCAACAUAGAACGAGUGGAUGUUAAUCAAGCUGAUAUUGCACCACUAAUGUCAUCUCUUCUUGGUUUACCGUGUCCAGUCAAUUCAGUAGGAAGUCUGCCACUUGAUUACAUCAAUUUAAAUAAGGCAGAAGAAGUUGAAGCUGUGCUAGCCAAUGCAAAACAAAUUCUUAAUCAAUUCCUUCGUAAAGCUCAACUAAAGCAGGCAAGUUCAUUGCGCUUCAAGCCUUUCAAACCACUGGCUCACUAUUCGUCACUUCUGGAACUAAUCAAUUCUCGAAUAUCUGCUGAAGACUAUGAAUCAGCAAUGACGCUAUCUGUAGACCUUAGAAGGUUGGCACUGGAAGGACUUGACUAUUUUCAAACAUAUGAUUGGUUGAUGCUGAUGUCUGUGGUCACUCUUGGCUACAUUGGUUGGAUGUUUUAUCUUAUCCUUCAUGUAUUGCAAUCUUAUACUACUUUGCCUGGAUAUAUACUUAAAAUGGAGCAAGCAGUGUCCCGCAGAAACAAUAAUAUAAAGGCAAACUUAUGCGGAUGUUUUUUCAUGGCAAUAGUUUUUAUCAUAUUAUUUUUGGAGCACUCUCCUCCUCUUUACCAUGCAUAUUCUGCAAUGACAGUAUUUCUCUGGACACAAAUAUUCAGUGAAUAUCAGUUCAUUAAUGCUUUAUGGAGGUAUUUAUGUGGUAGAGAGCAUUACCAUUCUCUCAAACUCGCAGCAACCUUUUUGGUAUCAGUUUUCAUUCUUGAAGUACUGGUAAACAGCUUUACUGAGAGGAAGCUUUACACUUGGUGUUUCUUGACUGUGGGCCUGAUUGCCCCAGUUUAUCUUUCUAGAUUGGUUGCAUGGAAAUCUGGAACACCACUGUUUAUGUGGUUAUCAUGUUGGUUUUUAUCUGUUUUCACUUUAAUGCCUGCAGAAAUACCUGACAACACCCUACUAGUAGUUGGUAGUGGAGGUAUAAUAAUUUUUAUUGGAGGAGCUGCGAUGUAUCUGGAUCGGCGUGGCAGGGAUAACAAAUACUGGUUCAGUCUCCUUAAUAGAGACAGAGAAAAUAAAAUUCCAUUUCUCUUUCAGCUGCAGUGUCUUUUGGUAGGUUUGUCAUCGGUGAUGGUGUUGUUAUCAACUUCUCAUAGAACAAAAAAGCAGGAACUGCUUGCGUUGCAUCAAAUGAUAAAUUGGUUAAUUGCUGGUUUCUCAAUGGCUCUUCCACUAUUCUCGGCAACUGGGCUCUUGUCCAGACUCACGUCAAUAUUCCUUGGCUUUGCACCUGCUUUCCUUCUCUUGUCCAUUGGAUAUGAAGCAGUUUUCUACAGUGCACUAGCUCUUGCACUAAUGGCAUGGAUACUUUUUGAAAAUGCACUCUUGCAUUAUAGUAAGACAGAUGCAUCUCAAUCUUCAAUCGGAGGUGUGGAAGAUAAUUUCCAAUUAGAAAACGGAAACAGAAGUCUGCAACUGUCUGAUAUGCGAAUACCACUAGUUUUUGUUGUCUUUUUCAAUGUUGCCUUCUUCGGAACUGGUAACUUUGCAAGCAUUGCGAGUUUUGAGAUUUCUUCUGUUUAUCGAUUCAUCACAAUUUUCAGUCCUUUUCUUAUGGCAGCCCUGCUUAUCUUUAAACUGCUUAUACCAUUCCUGCUUGUCAUAUGUGCAUUUAGUGCAAUUACCAAAUUAGUACGAGUUCCACGUGUAGGAUGCUAUUUUCUUGUAAUAUUGUGUUCCGAUGUAAUGACAAUCCACUUCUUCUAUCUAGUCCGAAAUAAAGGGAGCUGGAUGGAGAUUGGUAAUAGCAUAAGCCAUUUUGGAAUCGUGAGUGCUCAGGUUGUGUUUGUCCUGCUGCUUUUUGCUGUGACAAAUAUAUAUACAAAGGACAUACAAACCCGUUCAGUAAAGCAAUUUUCUCGGAAAAACAUAUGAACUGCGUGAAAGAAUUGGAAAAAGACACUUCUCUUGGAGGAGCCUUGGAAGCAAAUGACCUACAACUGUUGACAUCUAAAGACUAGAUGCGUGGUUCACAAAUUUUGAUAUUGCACUGUCGCAUACGCAUCUGAUAUUUCAAGACUUCCGGUUUGCUUGAUGAGGGUGAUUAUGCGGCAUGCACAAGGUGGUGCUACCAAAUCGAUAUAGUUGAUAUAGGUAAAAUUUAACGGCAACUGGAAACAGGAAAUUGGUCAUUCUUACUUCUUAGCAUGACAGUUGAGUGCAAUAUUCCCCUGCUCUGUUAUGAGUAAACCACAUAUUUUUUUGUUUCACAGGGGUGGGUAGGCUACCACUAAAAUCCGAUUUUUGUCCGCCAAAACUGGGUCAGUUAUAGAUAUAUUUUCUUGUAUUGCAGCGGAUAUAUCUAUAUGUUUUUUGCUGAGUGAAUAUACUUUUAAAAAUUUUCAA
Messenger RNA from Daucus carota subsp. sativus, 3570 nucleotides. RefSeq names its product GPI ethanolamine phosphate transferase 1. Gene Ontology annotation, biological process: GPI anchor biosynthetic process. Gene Ontology annotation, cellular component: endoplasmic reticulum membrane. Lineage: Eukaryota; Viridiplantae; Streptophyta; Magnoliopsida; Apiales; Apiaceae. The coding region runs from base 136 to 3099 and encodes 987 amino acids. Gene Ontology annotation, molecular function: mannose-ethanolamine phosphotransferase activity. The record is from RefSeq and is a predicted model, not a curated record. The transcript has 19 exons.